AUGCUAGAGGGGCAGAAAAAGACGGAGAGCAGCUCAUCCUGCCCCUGUGAGAACAGCACAAUGUGAGCUUCUUACAGCAAGCUGUCAACGGUGGAUUGCAUUUCUGUAUUGGGGGAAGCAAAAAGCAUGCAGAGAGAUCACAACAAUGCUGGCAUGAGGAGAAGAGCCAAGGACAUUUGUGAGGAGCUGAGAUGAAAUCUGGAAGUUUGUGGAGGACACAAGCAACGGAGAGGCAGAGAAGAGGAUGUGUCAACACAGUAAAGGGAAACACAUUGUGAAGCAGAGGAAGUGAUGUCUGAGGUUGAAACCAUGCUCUGCUAGCUUCACACGUCUGCACGUCAUCGCUGGCUGGGACACACACACACACACAUACCGAGCCCCGCAGACCUUUGCUGAGGAUGUGCACUAGAUGAAGACAGACCGAGGACAUGGAGAGGAAGGAUAUGAGUGAAGAAGAAAACAUUUAAAAAGGGAAUACAGUGGAGGAUGCAGCCGUGGUCUCUAAGGGCACAGAGCUUGUUGGUCGGCCGUGAACAGAGAGUCACAACGAGGCGUACCUGACUCAGAAUAAACCAGACUGGGAAUCCAGUUUCAGUCAGUCCACAUACAGUCAUAGUCAUUCUGCUGGAUGCAUCCUAUACCAUUUAUGAUGAGAGUAAUCAAGUAUGUCAGAACUUAAGAUGUUUACCGAGAGAUUGGAAUCAUCUCUGGAGCCUUCACGGCUGUUAUUUUAUUCCAAGACAGAAGGUUGUGCUGAAUAUUUUAGUGAAUGAGGAACCUAUCGAACGGAGAUCUGCUGGCAGCGCUUGAGAAUUUCAGUGUUCAUGGCUAGAACAAGAAACAUUUGUGCCAGUCACUUGAGUUCCCCGAAAACUCCUGACUUGUUCACACAGAUGCAGUAAAUUGGUACGGAGGCAUAAGAAAAGGGGCAAGGGCAACUGAAAAGUCAGAGCUUUCAACUUCAAAUCAUGCAGUCAGACGAUCUCUUUAUCCGCAAGUUUCGUAGGCAGAGCCCACGCCCGCCCCUAGUGAGAGUGAACUUUGACCCUAAGCAGGAUGGUGGUAGCGUGCGGACACGAGUCCUGGCAGAAUGGCCCCCUAGGAGAGAGGGAGAGGGAACAAACAACGAGACUGUCACCCCCAGCACAGCUGCACUGAACCUGAGGUCAGUAGGUCGUGGACACAUAAUGCAGCGCAGCAACAGUGACGUCACCCUUGGAGACUUGGAUUCAGCGGGGCAAGUCGGGAGGAAGUUGCUACGAGUAGGGGGCGACAAAUCUGGGACCACUGGGCAGGGCGAGUUCCUCCACCGAGAGUACGGUAGCCUGUCCUCGCUAGAAAGACAAACCCAUUCUGUAGAUCCCAGUUCGGAAGACCAAGGUGUUCUCAGUCCCAAUGCCUUGCGCUUCAGAGAUCCGUUUGUUCUGCUGGGUCUGCAAGAGACACCUCCUGAGGUGGAUGGUGUGUAUCAAGGAAACUGUGCCCCAGCGGCAGACAAAUCAAAACCGGUCAAGCCCCCCAAACCAGAGGGGCUCGGUAAGAAGGCCAAACCGUCCCCUCCGCAGGCUCCUCAGUUUUCCUGUGACCAAGUCCCAGGUGGUGCUUGGGUGCGUAAUUUUGCACACUAUGAUGUACAGAGCAUCCUCUUCGACCUGUCGGAGGCUGCGACCAAUCGGGACAGCAUCGGGCGCAAGAAGAACAUUACGUCCGGAGCGUCAGCUGCCUCUCAGCUCCGUCCACUUUCACAAUCCACACCUUCCUCAGUUUCUCAGGGCAGCUUGGGAAGCGGGACUGGCUCGGAAGAUCUAGAGCAGUCCUUGCUCGAUGAAGGAGAUGGAAACGAUAAUGAUCUCCUGCUCAGCUGUCCUCACUUUCGGAAUGAGAUGGGUGGCGAGGAGAGUGUGGGGCUCGGCCUGCCGCGGGCCGCCAGGCACAGGUGGAGGAGUCUUCAGAGUCCCAACAAUGCUGUGUCCGUGUUAGAGGAGCCCAGGGAGAGCCAUGUCCAGGCACAGGGGAAAAGUAACUACUUCAUAGAGCAUGCAGACCUGGGGGCUCGGUACUAUCACAAGUACUUUUACAUGAAAGACCACCAGAAUUUCUUUGGCAUGGACGAGCGUUUGGGGCCGGUGGCCGUCAGUUUCCGCAGGGAGGAAAAAGAGGGAUCAAGUGGGUCCCAGUACAACUACAGAAUCAUUUUCAGGACCACUGAACUGAAGACCCUGAGAGGUUCGAUCCUGGAGGAGUCCGUUCCCUCCGCAGCGCGCCACACCACGCCACGCGGCCUUUCACCCAAGAGACUGCUGGAGUUUAUUUUGCCCGAUCUCAACCUACAUUGCCUCAGACUAGCCUCAACAUCCCCUAAAGUCAGAGACACGCUCCUCAAGCUGGACGAGCAGGGGUUGAAUUUCCAGCAUAAGGUGGGCAUUAUGUACUGCAGAGCAGGACAGAGUACUGAAGAGGACAUGUAUAACAAUGAGAGUGCCGGGCCAGAGUUCGAUGAGUUUCUGGACCUCCUGGGAGAGCGAGUACGACUCAAGGGCUGGGAGAAAUACAGAGCUCAACUAGACACAAAAACCGACUCCACUGGUACACACUCACUGUAUACUCGCUACCAGGAUUACGAGAUUAUGUUCCAUGUCUCCACCAUGCUUCCAUACACAGCCAACAAUACACAACAGUUGCUGAGGAAGAGGCACAUAGGGAAUGAUAUCGUCACAAUAGUCUUCCAGGAGCCAGGUGCUUUACCUUUCACCCCCAAAACCAUCCGUUCUCACUUUCAGCAUGUGUUCAUCAUUGUCCAAGUACACGAGCCCUGCACCGAAAACACAUAUUACAGAGUUGCAGUAACUCGUUCCAAGGACAUCCCUCUCUUUGGUCCUCUCUUCCCUAAAGGUGCACGCUUCCCACGUUCUACUGCCUUCCGGGACUUUCUCCUCGCCAAAGCCAUUAACGCAGAGAAUGCUGCGGAGAAAUCAGAGAAAUUUCGCUCUAUGGCCACACGUACGCGGCAGGAGUACCUAAAAGACCUGGCAGAGAACUACGUCACCACAACGCCCAUUGAUUCUUCCACCAAAUUCCCCUUGCUGUCGCUGGGCGGAAAGCGCAAGGAGAAGCUGAAGGGAGCGAAAGGUGCGGAGCUUCACAGCGCUGGUGCUUUAGUGUGGGCCGUCACCGCUGUUCAGGGCGGCGAGAGAAAUGGUCUGAGCCUGUCCUGUCUGCUCGGCGUGUCAGCAGAGUCAGUCGUGCUCAUAGAGCGAUCCACGCGAACCGUCGUAUUCAACUGCAGCUGCCGCGAUGUGAUCGGCUGGAAGGCCGUGACUGAGUCUGGAGCUCAGGGUGGCCCUUCACUGGAUAUCUUCUAUGAGAGAGGCGAGGCAGUGACUGUGACGACUUCAGAAAGCCAAGUUGAGGAUAUCAAGGAGGUUGUCCAGAGGCUGGAGCUGGUGACUCGAGGCUGUGAGGCACGUGAGGUCACUCCCCUGCGGGACGGCGUCGGCCAGCCGGGCUUCCUGAUGAGCGAGGAAGGAUUUGUAACAGAGCUCCAGCGGUUCGGAUACGCGGAGAGCGGUGGGCUGCAGAUGGGGGCUCGUGUGGUUCGUCUCUGUGGGCAGGUCCUGGUGCACCUCAGCCUGGAAGAGCGAAGCCGACUCCUCCGCACGGCUCAAAAGAUCCACAUCACAGUCAUUCCUCCAGACGAGAACGGAAAACCACGCAGGAGUUUCUCUGAGCUUUACCAGAAGGCCAUCCAGGACGCAGAGAGCAAAUCCGGAGAGGGACAGUCAGGCGAGGCCUGGGUUCUGGAUGACGACGAAGAAGUUGAGGUUAAUGGCAGUGGAGGGGAGAAAGAGGAGAAGAAACAGAUUGAAAAUAAGACGACAGACAGGGAAACUCCAAAUCAGGUGAUACACGAGGAGCAGAUGGGAUUUCCGGAGCCCAUGGAAACAGAUUCGCUGCUCUCUCCACCCAGUCUGCCUCUCUUACGGGCCACUUCCCUGCAGGACAACAUGAAGAACCAGAGCCCUGAAGUCACCCCCGUCUCUCUCACACGGAGCUACUCGCUAGAAGCACACGCUCCGUACCAGGACAUCACUGAAGGGCGUGUAUAUGAUAACGUGGCACUGAAAGUGAACAGGCACAUCUAUGAAAUCCCUGGAGAGCCCCGGGACGAGACCCCUGACCUCAUACUGGCAGUCAAACCCAAAGUGCCUCUGGAGCAAGAGCAACAGUCUGUGUGUGACCAGGGGCCUGAAGAGUGGCCAUCGGUCAGUGAUGUGACCAUGAGAUCCGCCUGCAUGGAAAAUGCAGAAAGAAACUCCAGAGCGCUGAGCAUCCAUAACUCCAUCACUAAGAUUCUCUCAGAGACCACAGAUUCGUCUGAGGAGGAGUGGCAGUCGAUCUCUGAUCUGGCCAACGCCUGUCGGAACAUUCUGGAAGCUUUGUCUCAAGAAGACCGGAAGCCAGGAGAUGGAUCACAGGCGUCCCCAGAAACGCAGUCAGGUCAGACAGACACCAGGUUCAAAGAUAUGAAGGACAGUGACUCGCCUGGUCACCUUGAGGAGAAAGUGUCCCAGCUAGAAGCCAUGCUGAAGCGCCUGCAGGACGACCUCCAAAAGGAGAAAGAGGACAAGGCAAUGCUGCAAGCAGAGGUGCAAAGUCUCAGGCAGAACAACCAGCGCUUGCAGGAAGAGUCCCAGAGCACCGUGGCACGGCUCAUUAAAGUCACCGAACUGCUCUGCAACGUCAACAAACCCUGCUAGCAUCGAAGGCCAAACCAUGGCAGCAAGAAAGAUCAGAAGACGCAUGAAAAGGCCAAUGAAAAUGUUAGCGAAUCCCUAAAAUUGUCUCUUAAGUGACAAGACCAUCGAUAAGCCUUACUAGAAAAAGUGCACGAAAAAAAAACUACAUUCUUACUCAAAUUAUACAAUAACAAUUAACAUCUCUGUUGCACCCUACAAUUUUUUUUUUUUUUUUUUCACAUCACUGUGACAGCUUGUUAACAGUGAUAGCCUUCUGAUCUCAAUCAUUGGCUAAUGUUGUUCAAAAACAUCGGACUGUCCAAAAGUCAUUAUUUGCAACCCUCAGAUUCGACUUUGGAAAGCAUUUAGUGACAUGUUCAAAAUCAUAUUGUCUUUAAAUAUUUUCAUCAGAUCCUACACAGUGAACCGGAGGGUCACAAACAAUCGAUCGUGUCCAGAUACCAAGCAAUACAUGAACCUUAUCUGUGGUGAAAUAGGUGGCUUCAGACUAUGACCUUCAGUGUAUAUACUAGAGGAAAACUAUUAAGAUGUCAGUGUGAUUGUAACCCUCUAUUAACCAUCACAGUAUCUGAAAUAGAUAGAGCCCGUUCUCGCCUUUUCUCUGUUGGCCAUGGGUAAAAGGCUUCUUUCUUAUCUUUAGAGUGAAUAUGCUAACAAAACAUCAGGAGAGAUGCAACCCGGCAAUGAAAAUCAUAAAAUGUGUGCUCUCUGGUGCACUGGUAAAUUUUUUGAUUGUGACCACCCUUGUGAAAAAGAAGUGCUUAAUCGUGAAUGUGCACUUGUACGUCAAUUCUUAAAAAUGGUACUUGUAGAGAAGAUAUUAAAUAAAAGUGUAAUUAAAGAGAAACACUUUCAGGGCUAUUUUAAGUACACUUUUAAAAAGUUAGUGUCAAUUUAAAAGCUCUCUUUUAAAUUACAUUUUAAAUCAUCUUCAUUAAUCCUUUGUUGUGUUCUAAAGAACUUAUUUUAAUGCGUCGACUAACAUACUAAAGCACAUGUUAAGUACUUGAUUAUAAUUUUAACUGUAGUGUGUCAUUCAAUAUUGCAUUUAAAGUUAAUACAUUUUGAAUGUACUAAAUUACAAAUAUAUUUAAAUUACAUGACCUAGAAGAUUCAAUAUAAUUUUUUUUUUUAGUUUAGCGUAAAUGCUCAUCAGUACAUUCAACAGUACAUUUGUACCAUAUUCCAAAGACAACUAUGAAAUUACAUGAAAAGAAAUGCAACUUAAGUGUCAAAAAGGACUCUCAAGAGCUUUUUGCUUUUAAUCUGAAUUAAUUCAAUUGCAUCAAUUAUAAAUUGCAUUUAAUAUAAAUUUAAACUAUUAGUAUAAUACAUGGCAUGCUAAGUGUCUGAAAACAAUUCAGUUCACACUUAAAUUCAUUCUUUUAAAAUAUUUUAUUUCUGUAAAAAAAAAAAAAAAAAAUUAAACUCUCAAAAGUGUAAAAGUGUCUUUUUCACAAGGGUUAAACAUGCCAGACAUGUCAACAUGGUUUUCUAUGGUAAUUGACUUGAACCUGGAAUGUUUCGUAAUUUAUCACUGACAAUUCCUGCUUUAAAUAGCCACUUAAGCCACUGGAAUAAUUCACUGGACUUUGUAUAUUUUAUGACACAUACCAGAGACAAAAAGCUCAUUUCAUGAGUGUAUGAUGUGAUCUAUGCUUUUUUUUUAUGAUUUUUUUUUAUUUUGGUAUGAAGCCUUAUGCCUGAUCCCACUGGAUCUGAACGAGCCUUGCAGUCGCCUGCUUGAAGAUAAAGUAGGGCUCUUGAUUUGAGAAGAAAACAAGUUACUAAAGAAAGCAUGACUUAAAAUAGAGCAUUUCUAUUUAUAAAGAUUGCAGCCAGACCAGUUCUACUUUGUUCUCACGCAAAUUUCCUAGAGUGCUUAAUGCUGAAUUAUAGCACAUAUUUAUAAAACUGCUAUUUUGUCUUUUAUUUUCCAUAUUGCACCCAAAUAUCGCUCUUUACCUCACCUUAAGGUGCACUGAUAAUGUGAAGAGAAGAAGAGCAAAACGACUGGACUCUUGCCUGCUCACACUCGAGUGAAAAUGAAACACACGGCAAACAAGUCAAAAGGGAAACGAAAUGUCACAUUACCAUCCUUCAGCAUUACUGUACAUCAUACAUGUCCUCUCCCCUUCAAAUGUUUUUAUUUUAGAGUCACUGUGAUAACCUGGUACCAGCAGAUUCUGAUGUAUUACGAUGAAAUUAUAAAUCUAUAUCUUUAUUCCUCUGUGUGAAGAAGUGUAGAGCCAAAAUACGUGUUACCUCCCUCUGAUGUGUGUAAAGUUUAGUUGUUGCCAUUAGUGGAGAAUUAGUUGAAUUUGAUGAAUGCAGAGAGACAGGAAGUACACUGAUGCAAACGGUGAUGCAUUCUGUGGGAUUUACAUAGCUAAAGAGCAAUGUAAAAGAACUACUUCCUGUUCAUCUGUGUGCAACCUAGUCUUUUAGAUCGUAGGAGGAUGUGAAAGCACGAGACAAGCAAUUUCUAAGCCACCUUCUGUAUCUGUGUAUGUAUUUAUAAAAAUGUAAUAACUUAUUAAUCUUGAAAAUGUGGAUGUUAUUGCUAGAUAUGUAUAUUUGAACUGGAAGGGAUGCAAAUUUGUGAGCCAAUGAAUGUUUUUUUAUGUUAUUUAGAUUGUAAGACUAUUAAGGCAUGACAUGAUAGCAGGUCAUAUUUUGCUUUACUGGAAAAAUAUCAAUCGUUAAGGCAUUUUCCCUAGUGGAAAACUCCUGAAAUCACACUGGAAAUGAACUCGAUCGUGGCUGCUUGGAAAUUACGCGUGACAUUCCAUCUUUUCAUGUUCUUAACAGUUUUAUCAUUAUUUUUAUCGUUAAAGCUGUAUUGUGAAUUUACUGAAAUGUUAACUCUAGGCCUGCUAUGGCGAACCGAGUGGUUUCCAGUUAAAAAAUAACUUUCGUUAUUUAUGGAUUGAAUCAGGACGCUUCAUCUGCAGAACCUUUCUGAGAAAAAAAUGAAACAAAAAAAAAACAAAUGCAUUUAUACUAAAUUACUUUCAAUCAUGUUUGUGAUUAAAUGUAUUUUAAAAGGACAGGUUUGUAAAUGUCAAACUGAUCCUUGUCUUUUUAUGGAUGUUUUAUGAAGCCAUAAAUGCUUUUCAUCAUAUGGUAAUGCUUUACUGUUUGAUUUGUGUUACAAUUCAGUUUUACUGUCGUUUACAAAAGUUGGACCUUUUGUUAUAAAUGUGAUGCUUAUAUUAUGCACUGAAACAUCUGUAAGUAUGGCCUGCUUUCACUGGAACAAAGCCACAGUCACUCCGGGAAAUCAAGCCAUGCAAAACAUGCAGAUGGACUUGGAAAAACACGAGUGGAUUUCUGUAGUGCCAAAUUUCGAGUCGUUCCACUACAACUCUGGCAUUGGAAGACUGUGCAUUUAAAAGCCUCUUACAAACAAUCCAAACCACUCCUAAGAAUGUGCAUUUCCCACUUUGCUAGUGAUCAUUCUUAGAUGUGUUGCUCUUUUUUUAAUGUCUUGUCAUGCCUGAGGACAGAUUUACAGAUUAAGCUUAGUCCCUAUUAGUAGUUAUGUCAAAGACUGUUCUAAAUUGCCAAAUCUGCCAAUAAAUAGCAUUAUACUGUAUCCCAUAAAUGAUCAGCUCCCAAAACAGAAUCACUAGAAGGCACUUUUAUAAAUAGGUAUUGUCACAUGAAACUAAAAAUGUAAGUGUAUGGCAAGCCACAAACCCACACACUAUGCACACUGAUCUAUGAUAUCCGGAAAGAAUAAUGAUUGGAUCGACAGGAAUAAUCCAUCCAGUCAAAACAUAUAAAGAAAUGGUUUGGUGAUCACUGGAGCUGUAUGUUUCUUUUAACUAAUAGGGAUUGAUCAAGUAUUGUAUAUGUGAACCUGAGGGAUCCUGGCAAUAAAAACUGAGCUUGUUUCCAUAUGA
Molecule: messenger RNA, 8665 nt
Organism: Carassius gibelio (silver crucian carp)
Lineage: Eukaryota; Metazoa; Chordata; Actinopteri; Cypriniformes; Cyprinidae
Product: signal-induced proliferation-associated 1-like protein 3
Exons: 17
Coding region: 969-4757 (1262 amino acids)
Biological process (GO): regulation of small GTPase mediated signal transduction; establishment of epithelial cell polarity; epithelial cell morphogenesis
Cellular component (GO): cytoplasm; plasma membrane; Golgi apparatus
Molecular function (GO): GTPase activator activity; protein binding
Source: RefSeq, a predicted model, not a curated record